UUUAGUAAAAGUCGGGAUCGGAGUAUUUGCUGGAGCCGGAGUUACUUAUCGAAAUUGAGAGGGUUUUUUUAUGCCCUUUCCAUUCAGCGGCCGCUGAGCAUAGCUGGUCUGGGUUGUGUGAUGCAGACGAGCUCAUAGACAUCGCUGGGUGUUGGAGUUCACUCAUUCGACUGUCCCGUUUUACUGAUGUCCGACUGCGCUUCCGCCAUGUUGAGYUGAUUCAAGUUGUGACUGCUGGGACCGAGGUGACAACAAGCUCCAGAAACCGGAUAGAUAGAUAGUGUUAGGGGGGUUGUUACGGCACCGGUGACGCAGGAAAAACACUCAGAAGCUAAGGGGAAAACGUAGGGAUCCGUUCUUUUUAGUAACAAGAUUGUGUCCUGCGAAACCGACACUAAUACAGGCGACGUUUAUGUAAUAUAAAUACAACGACACCACCGAGAGGGGAAGUCAUAUCAAAUUCCUGGUUAUGCAAUGGUCCCAGCAGCUCAUCCAGAUCUCCAGGUGCUUGUGUCCCUCUCUCGUGUGUUCGGGCUCUCUUCCCUCUGCUUUACAGCUGAGGUGGCUGUGAUUUCCCUCCUGGCCAGCGCUCCCUAAGAGGCCAAGAUUGCCAAGAUCUGCCCUGUGGCGAGCAUGACAGCCACCACGCGUGGCUCUCCGGUGGGGGGCAAUGACAGUCAGGGCCAGAGCCAGGCACCUGAUGCUCAGAGCCAACCCCCUCUGCCACAGAACCAGACAUCAUCUCCCAACUCAUCAAAUGAGAACUCUCCAAUUAGCCCACCAGAUGAACAGGCUCAGGUGGAUGGGCCCCAUCAGCUGGAAGAGGAAGAGCCAGCUUUUCCUCACACUGACCUAGCCAAGCUUGAUGACAUGAUCAACAGGCCUCGAUGGGUCGUUCCAGUUUUGCCAAAAGGAGAGUUAGAAGUCCUCUUGGAAGCUGCUAUAGAUCUGAGUAAAAAAGGACUGGAUGUGAAAUGUGAGGCAUGUCAGAGGUUUUUCCGGGAUGGGUUAACCAUUUCCUUCACAAAAAUCUUGACAGAUGAGGCGGUCAGUGGAUGGAAGUUUGAAAUACAUAGGUGCAUCAUCAAUAACACACACCGGCUGAUCGAGCUGUGUGUGGCCAAGCUCUCUCAGGACUGGUUCCCACUACUGGAGCUGCUGGCCAUGGCCACCAACCCCCACUGCAAGUUCCAUAUCUACAACGGCACACGGCCCUCUGAGACCGUACCUGCUGGAGCACAGCUAGCUGACGACGAGCUGUACGCUCGCCCACCAGACCCACGUUCUCCUAAGGGCUGGCUGGUUGAUUUAAUAAACAAAUUUGGCACAUUAAACGGGUUUCAAAUUUUGCACGAUCGCUUCAUGAGUGGCCAAGCACUGAACGUCCAGAUCAUCGCUGCACUUAUCAAACCUUUUGGCCAGUGUUAUGAGUUCCUCACGUUGCACACAGUAAAGAAAUACUUCCUUCCAGUCAUCGAAAUGGUUCCUCAGUUUCUAGAGAAUCUUACAGAUGAGGAGCUAAAGAAAGAGGCCAAGAAUGAAGCCAAAAAUGAUGCACUGUCCAUGAUAAUCAAGUCUUUAAAGAAUCUGGCUUCCCGUGUACCAGGGCAGGAGGAGACGGUGAAGAAUUUAGAGAUUUUUAGGUUAAAAAUGAUUCUUAGGUUAUUGCAAAUUUCCUCUUUUAAYGGCAAAAUGAAUGCACUAAAUGAAGUUAAUAAAGUGAUCUCCAGUGUGUCGUACUACACUCAUCGACAUAACCCUGAAGAGGAGGAGUGGCUUACUGCAGAGCGCAUGGCUGAAUGGAUCCAGCAGAACCACAUCCUUUCCAUUGUUCUGAGGGACAGUUUGCAUCAGCCGCAGUAUGUGGAGAAACUUGAAAAAAUCCUUCGAUUUGUCAUAAAAGAGAAGGCUCUUACCAUGCAAGACUUGGACAACAUCUGGGCUGCACAGGCUGGUAAGCAUGAGGCCAUUGUGAAGAACGUUCAUGACCUUUUGGCCAAAUUGGCGUGGGACUUCUCACCUGAGCAGCUUGAUCAUCUUUUUGACUGCUUCAAGGCAAGCUGGACCAACGCCAGCAAAAAGCAACGUGAAAAACUACUUGAACUUAUUCGGCGCUUGGCUGAAGAUGACAAGGAUGGUGUGAUGGCCCACAAGGUCCUGAACCUGCUGUGGAACCUGGCACACAGUGAUGAUGUUCCUGUAGACAUCAUGGACCAAGCCCUUAGUGCUCACAUCAAGAUACUGGACUAUAGUUGCUCACAGGACAGAGAUACACAGAAGAUUCAGUGGAUCGAUCGCUUCAUAGAGGAACUACGAACCAAUGACAAAUGGGUUAUUCCUGCCUUGAAACAGAUCAGGGAAAUUUGUAGCCUGUUUGGAGAAGCUCCGCAGAACCUUCCAAAGAAAAUUCCAAUUAACAUACACACGAACUUAGUGAGUCAAACCACAAGAAGUCCUCAUGUAUUUUACCGCCAUGACCUGAUCAACCAGCUGCAGCAUAACCACGCCCUGGUCACCCUGGUGGCGGAGAAUCUCUCAGCCUACAUGGAGACCAUGAGGCAGUUAUCCAAAGAAGAACAAGCAGAAUUUGAUCCUCAGACCGUCAGACCAGGAAGUCGCUACAGUCACGUCCAGGAAGUACAGGAACGACUGAACUUCCUGAGGUUUCUGUUGAAAGAUGGCCAGCUGUGGCUGUGUGCCCCUCAGGCUAAGCAGAUCUGGAAGUGUCURGCUGAGAAUGCAGUGUUUCUGUGUGACCGCGAGGCCUGCUUCAAAUGGUACUCAAAACUGAUGGGGGAUGAGCCAGACCUAGAUCCAGACAUCAAUAAGGACUUCUUUGAGAACAAUGUUUUACAGUUGGACCCGUCUCUGCUUACGGAAAAUGGCAUGAAAUGCUUUGAGAGGUUCUUCAAGGCUGUCAACUGCAGGGCGGGGAAGCUAGUAGCAAAACGCAGGGCCUACAUGAUGGAUGACCUGGAACUAAUCGGCUUGGACUAUCUGUGGAGGGUUGUGAUUCAAGGAAGUGAUGACAUUGCUAGCCGAGCCAUAGACCUAUUGAAAGAGAUCUACACCAACCUCGGACCAAAACUACAAGUCAACCAGGUUGAGAUUCAUGAAGAUUUCAUUCAGUCAUGUUUUGACCGUCUGAAGGCGUCCUACGACACGCUGUGUGUGCUGGACGGAGACAAAGACAGCAUUAAUUGUGCACGGCAGGAGGCCAUCCGUAUGGUGCGAGUUCUCACGGUGCUCAAGGAGUACAUAAACGAGUGUGACAGUGACUACCAUGAGGAGAGGACGAUACUGCCCAUGUCCAGCUGAUAACAGCCAAACUGACCCAGGUGAGUGCCAACAUGCCCUCAAGUCCAGACAGCUCAUCGGACUCAUCCACUGGUUCUCCUGGUAAUCAUGGAAACCAUUACAGCGAUGGACCCAACCCUGAAGUAGAGAGCUGUCUCCCUGGUGUGAUUAUGUCACUGCACCCGCGCUACAUCUCCUUCCUGUGGCAGAUAGCUGACCUGGGCUGCAACCUCAACAUGCCUCAGCUUAGAGAUGGAGCUCGAGUUCUCAUGAAACUGAUGCCUCCAGAUAACACCACAGUGGAGAAUCUGAGAGCUGUGUGUCUGGAUCAUGCUAAGCUAGGCGAGAACAGUCUGAGUCCUUCACUGGAUUCGCGUUUUUUCGGCCCCUCACCMUCACAAGUGCUCUACCUCAUUGAG
Molecule: messenger RNA, 3716 nt
Organism: Austrofundulus limnaeus
Lineage: Eukaryota; Metazoa; Chordata; Actinopteri; Cyprinodontiformes; Rivulidae
Product: ubiquitin specific peptidase 9 X-linked
Biological process (GO): protein deubiquitination; cell migration
Cellular component (GO): nucleus; cytosol
Molecular function (GO): cysteine-type deubiquitinase activity
Source: RefSeq, a predicted model, not a curated record